This is a messenger RNA of Saccostrea cuccullata (small rock oyster), 2679 nucleotides long. RefSeq lists its product as uncharacterized. Gene Ontology annotation, biological process: DNA integration. Lineage: Eukaryota; Metazoa; Mollusca; Bivalvia; Ostreida; Ostreidae. The record is from RefSeq and is a predicted model, not a curated record. The transcript has a single exon. Gene Ontology annotation, molecular function: nucleic acid binding. Bases 1 to 2679 code for a protein of 892 amino acids.
AUGGUUUUUGAUUCAUCGGCCAAAUUCUGUGAUGUAUCUCUAAAUGAUGUGCUGCUCAAAGGACCUGACCUUAGCAAUAGUUUGCUAGGGAUCUUGAUGAGAUUCAGAAAGGAAGCAGUAGCAGUAACGAUGGAUGUAGAACAAAUGUUCUAUAACUUCAAAGUGAACCCAGAGCAUAGAGACUUUUUGAGAUUUUUGUGGCACGAGGAAAAUGAUUUCAACCGCCCACUUACCAGCUUCCGUAUGACGGUACAUGUCUUUGGGAAUAGUCCGUCACCCUCCGUGGCCACUUAUGGUUUGAGAAAAUCAGUAGAGUCCUCCAGUGAAGAUGUCAAAGAUCUCAUAAACAAUAACUUUUAUGUUGACGAUGGUCUAUUGUCAUGUUCCAGUGAAGAAGAAGCCAUGAGUCUUGUACAUAGGACAAAGGAUGCACUGAAUGAAGGAGGGAAGUUAAGACUUCACAAAUUCGCAUCGAAUAGCAGAACACUUCUUGAUUCAUUUCCCUCGAGUGACCUUGCCAAAAACCUGAAAGACCUUGACCUUGGUACGGCGUCACUACCACUACAGAGAAGUUUAGGACUUCUAUGGGAUACAGACUCAGACGCCUUCUUGUUUAAAGUGUCAGAUGAGCAGAAACCUUUCACCAAGCGUGGAGCAUUGUCUAUCAUCAAUAGUAUCUAUGAUCCGAUAGGCUUUGCUCAACCAGUUGUAAUCAGAGGCAAGAUAUUGCUGAGAAAUAUGAUCUCCUCUACAACAAAAUUGGACUGGGAUGAUCCCUUACCUGACUCCCUCUACAAGGAAUGGAAAUCCUGGGUACAGUCGUUGCCAGAGUUAGAGGAGUUCCAGAUUCCCAGACAGUACAGUUCCAAGUCAUUUCAGGGAGCCCAGAAGCGAGAGGUGCAUAUCUUUGCAGAUGCAUCUAAAGAAGCCAUCGCAGCCGUGGCAUUCUUGAAGUUGUACGGCAUGGGCCCAGAUUCCUGCACGACUAGUUUUCUACUUGGAAAAGCAAAGGUUGCUCCAUGUAGUGGGCAUACAGUGCCAAGACUUGAAUUAUGUGCUGCUGUGUUAGCAGUUCAGCUAGCAGAUGUCAUUCAUGAACAGUUGAAGAUAGACAAAGAACAGUUUUCUUUCUAUUCGGACAGUCAAGUGGUACUUGGGUACAUAACGAAUGAGACUAGAAGAUUCUUCAUUUAUGUAGGAAAUCGAGUGAGUCGCAUCAGAAUGUCUAGCCACCCCUCGCAGUGGAACUACAUAGCAUCGGAAUGCAACCCAGCAGAUGUUGCUACAAGAAGUGUGAAAGCAUCUCAACUGGCAGACAGCAUGUGGAUCAAAGGCCCAGACCUUGAAACAGAAUCUCAUUCAACAUCUGCUCUAGACAAUUACCCUCUAAUCAACCCAGAGAUAGAUAAAGAAUUGCAACCAGAAGUAAGAUGCUUCAAAACAGAGGAGUUGCAGGACGAGAAAUCCAUGUUUGGAGUUUCCAAGUUUACAAGGUUUUCAGAUUGGAGAAAACUUGUGCGAGCAAUAGCUUUUUUAAAGACUUUCAUCAGGAAGUACACUGGCAUCAUUACUUCUGACACAGAAGGGAAACGUUAUGCCGCAGAUAUUAUCGCAGAAUCGGAACACUUCAUUAUUCAGACAGUGCAAAGGGAAGCCUAUGGCCCAGAGAUUCAAGCCAUUAGAGAAGGAAGAUCACUGAACAGAAGCUCAAUCUUAUCUCUAUCUCCAGUGCUAGAUCCAGAUGGUCUCUUACGUGUUGGCGGAAGGUUAAAGGGCAACAGAUCUGUUGAUGACUUAUCGAAACAUCCGAUAAUCAUCCCUAAGAACCAUCACCUGGCCAAGCUUCUCAUUCACCAUUUCCAUUGCAAGGUCUCGCAUCAGGGUCGACAUUUCACUGAUGGAGCAGUGAGAGCUGCUGGUUUUUGGAUAGUGGGGUCCAAGCGCAUGGUUUCAUCUGAAAUCCACAAGUGUGUCAUUUGCCGCAAACUUAGAGGGAAACUUGGAUGGCAACAGAUGGCAUGCUUACCAGAAGACAGAGGGACUCCUAGUCCUCCAUUCUCAUACGUUGGUGUGGACACGUUCGGACCAUGGGCAAUUAUUCACAGGAGGACCAGAGGAAGUUCAGCCAAUCAAAAACGUUGGGCCUUGUUAUUUACUUGUAUGGUGACCCGUGCAAUACAUAUCGAAGUCAUUGAAGAGUUAUCUAGCGCAGCAUUUAUUAACGCAUUGAGGCGUUUCAUCGCCAUUAGAGGCCCAGUGGUACAGUUUAGGUCAGAUCGGGGAACCAAUUUCAUCGGGGCAACAGAGGACCUGUCCAUCAAUGCUGAAUUUGUGGAAAAAGGACCAGUUGGAACAUUUCUGACUAAUUCAAGAACCUCUUGGGUAUUUAACCCACCUCAUGCCUCCCAUAUGGGAGGAGCAUGGGAACGUUUGAUAGGAGUGUCUCGGAGAAUACUAGACUCUAUGUUACUGCAGAAUCGAGUCGAGCUAACCCACGAUGUCUUAGUGACUUUUAUGGCCGAGGUAACAGCUAUUGUGAACAAUAGGCCUUUAUUACCUGUAUCAACGGAUCCAGAGUCUCCUUGUUUGCUCACACCAUCUACCUUGUUAACAAUGAAGACCACAUCCGACAUACGCCCCUUCCCAGAGUUUGGACCUAAGGACAUACGUGCACAUUGA